CAUAGGGUUAUAGAAGUAGUAGGUUAUAACUUCUCCAGUAUUUGGAGUUGGCUCAAUGAUCUAUUCGGGGCUGAAAUUUUCUCAAUACUUUGAAAGUUCGUCCAAUCCAUUGUGCAAUGACGCUGAGGGGCCCCUACAAAUAGCAGAUGGGCAGAUCGCUCCUUACGUUUCAUCCGCAGUUGGACACUGGUUGAAUCAAAUAUUCGGCGCCGUUUUGGAUCCUAUCCAGCAGGAAGGAAAUCAAUUCCAUCAUCAGUUGAGCGAGCGGUCGUUGUCGGACGAAUGCCAUCGCUCAGAUUUAAUGGAACAACAUUUUGCUGAUCAUCGCUUUACUGGCGUCAUUUCUUAUAGCGUUUUACCCCGGAAACAACUGUGUUCAUCAUCGCUUCCAAGACUUUCACCACCCAGGAAACCAUCACCAACGCCGAAUCAGCCAAAGCUUGGUUCCUAGAGAAAGCCAAAAACGAAUUGGCUGUCGCUAAACGUUUUGUCGCCUUGUCUACGAAUGCCACAAAAGUCCGCGAUUUCGGAAUCAACGAAAAGAAUAUGUUCGCAUUCUGGGAUUGGGUUGGUGGACGUUACUUGUUGUGGUCUGCCAUUGGUUUGUCGAUCGCUUUGAGCAUUAGCUUUGAGAAUUUCGAAAAGUUGCUAGACGGUGCUUAUUUUAUGGAUCAACAUUUCUGCGAAUCUCCAUUGGAACAGAACGUUCCGGUUAUUUUGGUGCUACUCGGAGUGCUGUACAACGAUUUUUAUGGUGCCGAAACACACGCUUUAUUACCCUACGAUCAAUAUCUCCAACAUCGAUUUGCGGCUUAGGCCUACUUCCAGCAGGGUGACAUGGAAUCGAACGGAAAGUAUGUUACCCGAAGUGGACGACGUGUUGAGUAUGCUAUCGGCCCAGUCGUGUGGGGAGAGCCGGGAAUUAACGGACGACAUGCUUUCUACCAAUUGAUUCACCAGGGAACUCGGUUGAUUCCGGCUGAUUUCAUCGUUCUAGCUCAGUCGCUUUACCCGAUCCGCGACAAAAUCCAUCACAAACUCUUGAUGGCUAAUUUCUUGGCCCAGACGGAAGCUCUCAUGAAAGGCAAAUCAUCUGACGAGGCCAAAGCCGAACUUUUGAAAUCCGGAAUGGGCGAAGAUGACGUGCGCAAGAUCUUACCUCACAAAGUCUUCGAAGGCAACCGACCGACCAACUCUAUCGUGGUGCAUAAAGUCACUCCUUUCAUCCUUGGUGCUCUCAUUGCCAUGUACGAGAUGAAAAUCUUUGUCCAAGGAAUUAUUUGGGACAUCAACUCUUUCGAUCAAUGGGGUGUUGAGCUUGGUAAGCAAUUAGCUAAGGCGAUUGAGCCAGAGUUGGAAGGAUCAGGCGAUAUCUCUUCUCACGAUUCGUCUACUAAUGGACUGAUCAACUUCAUCAAGAGCAACGCAUAACUGAUUUCAGAUUGACACGCCACCACUGAAACUCCGUAGAAAAGUCAAUCAGAAGAAUAAUUCAUUUUGUGUAGGAAUAUCGUUCAACUUUCAAUGUUUCC
Molecule: messenger RNA, 1532 nt
Organism: Daphnia pulicaria
Lineage: Eukaryota; Metazoa; Arthropoda; Branchiopoda; Diplostraca; Daphniidae
Product: glucose-6-phosphate isomerase-like
Biological process (GO): gluconeogenesis; glucose 6-phosphate metabolic process; glycolytic process
Cellular component (GO): cytosol
Molecular function (GO): carbohydrate derivative binding; monosaccharide binding; glucose-6-phosphate isomerase activity
Source: RefSeq, a predicted model, not a curated record